GAGUGCAUGCCGUACUGGAGGUGCUGAAGAGCUCCCGGAGAUCAGCGGGAAUCCCGUAAGUCCAGUGAAGCCCAGCAGGAGGAUUAAAUCCCCCGGUUUGUGUGGAGCGCGUGUAGAAGUUUCCCCCGUGGGUCCCGUCGUGGGACGUGGAUGCGAAAAGAAUGUCCAUGGCUCGCGCAUUCAGGACGUGUGUUUGUCUCGCGCUCUUCUCCACGCAGGUGCUGUGGGUGACGUGCAAGAAAGCUUCACCAGAGAGUCAGACCAGCUGUAAGGAUGGAGAUGUGACCCACGAAACCAACGCCAUUUGGAAACCAGAGCCAUGCCGGCUGUGCGUGUGCGACAAAGGCAACAUCGUCUGUGAGGACAUCCACUGUGACAAGCUCAAAGACUGUGAGCAUUUCUACGUCCCGGAGGGAGAGUGCUGUCCCGUGUGUGAGAGAUUCGCCAGCGCUCGGGGACGGAUCGAGGUGAUGGCUCUCAAGGGUGAAAAAGGAGAACCAGGAGAUAUUCCUCAUAUUGUGGGACUGCCUGGUCGACCGGGACCGAUGGGAGCUCCUGGGCCAGCGGGACGUGCAGGAUAUCGUGGCUUUAAAGGAAGAAAAGGCGUGGCCGGUCCACCCGGGUUCGAUGGGAUACCAGGUGUGCCAGGUAUGCCAGGAAAACCUGGUCCGGAAGGACAGACUUCAUUACCAGGGAGUCAGUUUGGAUCUCAGAUGGCUUCAGGUUUCCAUGAUGCCAAAAUGGGAAUGUCAGCAAUUGUCUCUGGCUCACCUGGUGAAGCAGGACCAAGAGGACACCCAGGACCCGCAGGUCCACCCGGUCCCAUGGGAGCACAGGGCACCCCUGGAGAUGCCGGUGAUCCAGGACAAAUGGGUCCUUCUGGCCCAAGGGGUCCAGAUGGUCUGUCUGGAAAACCUGGUCAAGAUGGUGAACCGGGAGAACCAGGAAAGAAAGGAGAAGACGGUUUUCCAGGAUCAGCUGGGUCUCGGGGAUUCCCAGGCUUACCAGGUCAACCAGGAAUGAAGGGACACAAGGGAUACGCAGGUUCACACGGAACGAAGGGAGAGCGAGGUGUUGUUGGUUCAAAGGGUGCAUCAGGAGGUCCUGGUUCGAUGGGGCUUGUCGGUCCACAGGGUCCACCAGGAUUGCCUGGUGAAAGAGGUCGUAGCGGACCUACCGGUGCUGCGGGAAAACGAGGAAUGGCAGGAAAUCCUGGAACGGCAGGUCCAUUGGGUCCAAUAGGGAUCCCAGGAGCUGCAGGAUUUCCAGGCAGUCCAGGAAUGAAGGGUGAGGCAGGACCCACAGGCCCUCGAGGCGCCAGUGGAGCUCAGGGACCCAGAGGGGACUCAGGGAGAGUAGGCUUACCUGGACAUCAGGGCAAACAGGGUCUAGCAGGAACGGAUGGUGCUAUGGGAGCUAAAGGGCCAUCUGGUGCGCCUGGUGUGCAAGGUUCUGUCGGACUGAAUGGUCAACCAGGACCACCUGGACCACAGGGAAAGACAGGACUUGCUGGGCCCAAAGGCCAAUUGGGUGAUGCUGGCAUAGCUGGACUCAAAGGAGAGCCUGGAAUUAAAGGAGAAGUGGGGCAACCUGGACCUCAGGGAGAGAUGGGUCCGAUGGGAGAGGAAGGAAAACGAGGACCCAGAGGAGACCCGGGAUCUGUGGGGCCGCCUGGACCUCCUGGAGAGACAGGAGUUCCAGGUCUUCGUGGCUUUCCGGGUGCAGAUGGGUUACCUGGACAAAAGGGUGCUAUAGGUGAGCGUGGGGUUCCAGGCUCUUCUGGAGUUAAGGGUACUGCCGGUGAUCCGGGCCGUCCUGGAGAAUCGGGUCUUCCGGGUGCGAGGGGUCUAAGUGGUGUUGCUGGACCUGAUGGACCGGAAGGGAAAAUUGGACCUCAGGGAGCACCAGGAGAUGACGGUGGUCCUGGACCUGCUGGUUCAAACGGAGGCAGAGGUCCACCAGGAUCUAUGGGUCUGCCAGGCCCGAAAGGAUUCAGUGGCGAUGCAGGUAAAGCUGGAGAAGCAGGAACACCAGGAGCAUCAGGACAAAGAGGUCGCAAUGGAAAAGAUGGAGAGGAAGGACCCGCAGGCCCUGCUGGACCGCCUGGUACAGCAGGAAAACGAGGCGAACAGGGUUCUCCUGGCGUGACAGGCUUUCAGGGUUUACCUGGACCCGCAGGUCCACCUGGAGAGCCAGGAAAACCGGGUGAUGUGGGAGUCAAUGGUGAAGAAGGUUCUUCUGGUCAGACUGGACCAAGAGGUGAGCGUGGAAGUCCAGGAGAGAGAGGACAGCUAGGACCUAACGGCCUUCCUGGGCCUAAAGGCAGUCUCGGGGCCCCAGGACCUGAUGGACCUAAGGGAAGUUCAGGACCAGCAGGGAAAGUCGGAGAACCAGGUCCACCUGGACUUCAGGGAAUGCCGGGAGAGAGAGGGACGCCAGGCAUCAGCGGACCUAAAGGAGACCGUGGAGCAAUUGGUGAGAUAGGAACUGAGGGAGCUGCUGGCAACGAUGGUGCUCGGGGUAUUCCUGGUACCACUGGACCUACCGGACCAGCCGGAGCUCCUGGAGAAAAGGGUGAAGCCGGACCCAGGGGACCUUCUGGACCACCGGGUUCUAGAGCAGCUUCUGGAUCUCCGGGUCAGCCUGGUCCUCCUGGAUCAGCUGGAUUUGCCGGUACUCCUGGUGUUGAUGGUCAACCUGGUACAAAAGGAGAACCAGGAGAACCAGGUCCAAAAGGCGAGGCAGGGGCUUCUGGUCCUCAGGGAAUGGCAGGAAAACCUGGAGCUCAGGGAGCUUCUGGUGUAACUGGACUGAAAGGUGCCAGGGGGAGUCAAGGAUCUGCUGGUUCCAGUGGUUUUCCAGGAUCUCCAGGACGUGUAGGACCCCCAGGCCCUGCUGGUCAAACUGGAGAGCCUGGACCUCAAGGACCCUCAGGAAAGAAGGGUGAACCUGGAAUACACGGAGAACCAGGAGGCGUAGGACGACAAGGUGAGCGAGGGAAUGCUGGACCUGCUGGAAGCCCUGGAGAUAAAGGCGAUUCUGGAGAAGAUGGACCACCGGGCCCUGAUGGACCUCCAGGACCUGCAGGAUUGUCAGGACAGAGAGGGCUGGUAGGCCUGCCCGGUAUGAGAGGAGAGCGUGGACUGAUGGGCCUUCCUGGACCUGCUGGUCCACCUGGAAAACCUGGCACCAAAGGUCCUCAGGGGGUGAAAGGUGGUAUUGGCCAUUCUGGAUUACCUGGAUCUGUUGGAGAUAGAGGAGAUGCUGGCCCACAGGGUCCUGCAGGAGCAGAUGGAGGUCCAGGAACUGAUGGUACCCGUGGAGUCAAAGGAGAUCGAGGAGAACCAGGUGCUGAGGGUCUUGCUGGACCUCAGGGAACCCCAGGGACACCUGGACCAGUCGGAGCUCCUGGAGGUGCUGGAUUAAGAGGGGCCAAAGGUGCCAGCGGUCCAGCGGGUCCAGCCGGCCAGCCAGGAGUCAGAGGAAAACAGGGACCUCAAGGACCACAAGGAGACAAAGGAGAGAAAGGGCUCGCUGGUGAGAGGGGACAGAAAGGUCAUCGUGGCUUUUCUGGACUUCAAGGUCUCCCAGGAGCAGCCGGAGCGACAGGAGACGCGGGUGAAAGAGGAAUCAUCGGACCGAGUGGACAUAGAGGACCUCCUGGGCCUGUCGGACCUGCUGGUAAAGAAGGUGAGAUGGGUUCUCCUGGAGCCAUUGGGUCUCCUGGAACUCGGGGCAGCCCAGGAGAUAUUGGACCAGAGGGCCAUCAAGGAGAACCUGGCCCUCCAGGCCCGCCUGGCCCUCCUGGACCCCCUACUACUAUUGAGGAUGACUUUGAUAAAAACCCAGACGAUGGCUUGUUUGAAAGUCCAGCGCCUCCACUUCCAGAGUACAACAAGGAUGAGGCAAUGCCUGUUAACGGCUCUGGUGUUGUCCACGUGGACAGCAGUGUCCAUGCUUCACUGAAGGCUCUGGGCAGUCAACUGGACAGCAUAAAAAACGCAGACGGGAGCCGUCUUCAUCCGGCGCGCACCUGCCAGGACAUCAGGCAGUGCUAUCCCAUGAAGAAAAGCGGUGAGUACUGGGUGGACCCUAACGAGGGAAGUCUGAAGGAUGCAAUCAAGGUGUACUGUAACAUGGAGACGGGGGAGACCUGCGUGUCUGCAAACCCUUCUAGCAUCCCACGCAAGAGCUGGUGGAGUUCCCGCUCCGGCACGCCGAAACCCGUGUGGUUCGGAGCCACAAUGAACAGAGGAACAAAGUUUACAUACGGAGACAAAGAAGAUUCUCCCAACACGGUGGCUGUGCAGAUGCGGCUCCUGCGUCUGCUCUCUAAAGAGGCGGUACAGACGAUCACUUACCACUGCAAGAACAGCGUCGCUUACAGAGACGACAAGAGCAACAACCUGAAGAAAGCUGCUGUGUUAAAGGCUGCCGACGGGACGGACAUCAAAGCGUACGGUCACAACCGGCUCAAGUACACGGUCACCGAGGACGGCUGCUCGAAAUCCAGCAGCGAGUGGAGCAAGACGGUGUUUGAGUAUCGCACGCAGAAGCCCACCAAGCUCCCGGUCAUGGACAUGGCGCCGGUGGAUGUGGGUGGACCCGAGCAGGAGUUUGGGAUCGACGUCGGGCCGGUGUGCUUCUCGUGAAAAAAAACAAAACAACAACCAAUGCGACCCUGUGAUCCUUCAGAUAGCUGCUGAUGCUAAACAUCAAGUCAAAAUAAAUAAAUAAAUAAAUAAAUAAAUAAAUAUUCGACACUCGUUAAGACUUCAGCUCUGCACCGAUGCAGUAUUUAUUUUUCAAGACCGUUCAGAAGUCACAAGCAGGAUGAGCCACGGCGGCGACUUUUUCCCCGCGUUAAUGAUCUUUUAACGAGGAAUUCCUCUAGCACGGGGUGUACAAAUAUCCGACAGACUGUGUGUGGACCUUUUAAUUUAUAAUCCACGUGCCUCCGGGCACCGCUCUGUACGUCAUACCAAUAAAAGAAUAUUAUUUUUAACGGAAAAGUACACACAAAAGUUUUAAGUCACCUUUACACACUUGCCUCGUUUUUUUUUUUUCCUUUUUAAUUAUUUAUUUAAUUUUAUGUCAAUUCCGGUGGGUUGUUAUAAGUAAUUUAUACAGUAGAUCUGUUUCCAUAAAUUGGCAUAAAUAUUUCUCGUUUGUUGUCGAACUGAAAAAGUCGAAGCUAUGAAUUUGGACCUGUGUGUACGCUUUAUUAUGCGCUACCUCUCGAGAGAUGGUGUUUCUGUCGAUAAGGGACCGGAUUAACACACAGUAAUCGGUGACCGUACGGCGUCUCAUUAAAGAAUGACUGUAUUCAUUUUGGGAUGUAAUCAUUGAUAUAAAUGCAUGACUUUCUUUGCUGA
This is a messenger RNA of Tachysurus vachellii, 5375 nucleotides long. RefSeq names its product collagen, type V, alpha 2b (gene col5a2b). The record is from RefSeq and is a predicted model, not a curated record. NCBI's taxonomy places the organism in Eukaryota, Metazoa, Chordata, Actinopteri, Siluriformes, Bagridae. The transcript has 54 exons. Bases 162 to 4652 code for a protein of 1496 amino acids. Gene Ontology annotation, molecular function: protein binding; extracellular matrix structural constituent. Gene Ontology annotation, cellular component: collagen type V trimer.